Messenger RNA from Coregonus sp. 'balchen', 694 nucleotides. Lineage: Eukaryota; Metazoa; Chordata; Actinopteri; Salmoniformes; Salmonidae. The record is from the annotation of a GenBank genome assembly.
AUGGAAAAGGGGUUAUUUGCAACCAUUUCCCUUUCUCAAAAAAGAAAGGCAUCAGCCAAGCAUGUCAGAUCAGCAUUUUUGAAGGAGCUGACCAGAGCAACACAUAUUAAACAGUCAACUUAUACAAUAAUGGAACUGUUUUGAUUACAAGGCAAUGAUUCAAGCCUCCAGGCUUUUGAGAAUGUGUUUGUACCCUAAAAGUAGAAGCUGAACUCAUCUCAGAAGCUGAGGAAAAAGUAAAGGAGGGGAGAUGAUGGAGAAAAGCCCCAGCAGCCCCCAACAGCCUCUGUGACCCCAGCAAGAAGCCCUCAGUGCCCUCUACCUACAGCUGCAGCAGACAGAGCCAAGGACAUGCAUACAACACCAAGAACACCUGCUAUGCAACGUUUCCACAACACCCUCUCUCUAGUUGAAGCAGAGGUCAUAGAACUCAGAGGAGAACAAGCUUCAAGAGGAUGACACUGUCCAGAAACUGAAAGAAGAGAUGAAACAGUUCAGGGAGGAAAGCAGAGCAUCUAUUGCUAAAUUAAAAAGCAGAAUGGACAAACUGAGUCAGACAAAUGAUGACCUCAGAGACCAUCUGAGCACACACAAGAGAGGUUACAUUGACACCCUCAACCAGCAGCUGGUCAUUAUGUCCUCUGCAUCUAGAGAACAUGUCCACCAGCUUGGUACAACACAGGUUAGAAACUGA